Neolamprologus brichardi is the source of this 1199-nucleotide messenger RNA. RefSeq names its product CD79a molecule, immunoglobulin-associated alpha (gene cd79a). Gene Ontology annotation, biological process: B cell differentiation; B cell receptor signaling pathway. NCBI's taxonomy places the organism in Eukaryota, Metazoa, Chordata, Actinopteri, Cichliformes, Cichlidae. Gene Ontology annotation, cellular component: external side of plasma membrane; B cell receptor complex. The record is from RefSeq and is a predicted model, not a curated record.
GAAGACGGAAGCAGCGCUGUGUGUAGAAUUUUUUUUUUUUAUCAGAAUUUUAUCCUUUUUUAUUCCUAGAUUGAAUUUUGGCUUACAAAAAUGGGGAUGGUUGUAAUAUUUGUCCUCUCCAGCUUGGUGGUGGGUUUUGCUUGGGGUGAGCUGAUUUUAGAACCAGACAGACCCUCACUGAGUGUGCCAGUCUCUGAAAAUGCUUCACUGGAAUGCUGCUAUAAAUCACUGUCAGGGAGAGUGAAUGUCCGCUGGAUCCACCAUUAUAACAAUACUCAGCAGACAUUGUUGGAACAAACACCUGAAUCACAAGAUUCAAAAUCUGGAAACAUAUAUUGUGCCCAACUGAACUUCCCUAAAGUAAAGCUGGAGGACCUCGGAUUUUACCAUUGUCUGCUGAAUGAUAGUGGCGACACAUAUUACACACAUGGAACCUACCUGCGUGUCUACAAGCCAAUGGAGAAGACCAUAAACCUGAGAGAAACCACCAAAAACAAGAUCCUGAUAGCUGAGGGAUUCUUACUGUUAAUGUGUGUGAUGCUGCCUUCUGCCAUUCUUCUGUUCAAGUCAAAGAAGCUUAAUGAACUGGAGAAAAAGAAAGCAAAGAAAGAAGAGGAAAAUAUAUAUCAGGGGCUAAAUCUGGAUGACUGUUGUGCAACAUAUGAUCAGAUUGAACGCUCCCAAGCACAGGGCCCGUACCAGGAUGUGGGCAACAUUAAGGAAGAAGAGGAAGAAAUCCAGCUGGAGAAACCAUAAAACAAAAUGAAUAACAGACAGUUACGAGUGUUACAUGUAAAUAGCAGGCUUCUUACAACACGCUCUGAUUUCAGAGUUUUGUAUUCUGAAGGUUUUUAUUUUUUAAGAUUUUAUCUGUAUUUGUCAAAACAAUCUUAACACAAUAUCCACUGGUCUGCAACCAGGAUUUUAGAAAUACGUGCUUAUCAACAUAUCAACUAUAAACUUUUUUCAGUUUUUUUAUGAUGUUUUUAAAUAUACUUAUUUAGAUUUUUAAAUAUAUGUAGGUGUUUUGCUUUAGCUUUUUUAUUCUAAUUUUGCACACAGAUUCCAGAAAAUAAUGACGGGUCAGACUGGUUACUUAUGCAUCCCAGGUUGCGUUGUCGGCUUUUUAAAUAUUCAUUGACGUACAUCUGCAACAUUUAUGUGCUUUUUGCUAUUUCUGUGAGUGCUGGAAUAAUAAA